GCGGAGAAUUAGAGUUUUCUGUAAGAGGCACCGAUGUCAGAAAAACAUGACUGGGGCAGACAACACUCACCAAACCUACCACUACCUACGCACAUGAUGAUAAUCUCAACUACUACUACAAUGGUUAUUUCAGCUUGUCGUGAGCCCCGAGUACACUCUAUCGUUUCAAAGAAGGCCUAACUGGUGUUCUCAGUCCUCGUCUAUACGCCAUCGAAAUGCCUUCCAGCAUCUCCGCAGAGGCGGACUCCAUUUUCCACAAUGUCCUCUUGACCGACUCGCGCCUCGCCCUUCCACCCUCAGUCCUUUCGGCUGCUGACCGUACCACUUUUGAUACGGACUCCAUCGAUGCGCCUUUUUUUCCGACCCCGAUGAAGAUGUCGGAGUCGUCGGCUGCUCUGUGGGCUCUCGCCGCCACGUUUGCUAAUGCCAUAACGGAGCAGCGGUUUGGUGUGGUGCAGAAAGUGUCCGUGAACACUGACGCUGCGUCAUUGUUCCUGUUUUCGACAGCAGUUGUGAGGGUUGCUGGGAAGACGCUGCAAGAUCCAGAGAUUGCAAAGCGUUAUAUGAUUUACGAUAAAGGUCGGUCAUUCGACACAUAUCGGCGUCUUGCAACGAACAUUUAUCCUACCAAGGACGGCCGGUUCUUUCAUUUGCAUGGGAGCAUGAAUGCGACUCCUAUUUUGACGAUGCUCGGACUGCCUAUCGAUAGAUCUGUGACGAUGGAUCAGGCAAUUAAGGAUUAUAUAUCCACAGUUGAGCAGCAUGACGCCGAAUGGCUGGAUAUUGAGUCCAACGAACAUUUUCGUCAAGCCGGCACUAUUUGCCUGACUCCCGAAGAAUUCGCUCGUUCGGAACAAGGCAAAGCAAUCAAAGACGAUCCGAUUUAUCUUCUUGAGUCAAAACCUGCGCCUGGCCUCAAUCCGGUUCCGUGGCCGACGACUACUUCCACCUCCGCACUCCGCCCUCUUGAGGGAAUCAAAAUCAUUGAGAUCGCGCGCGUCAUCGCCGCACCGACCAUCUCAAAGCUUGCGGCGCUAUAUGGUGCGACAGUAGUGCGCGUGUCGUGCCUUACUGAACCGGACAUGGGUCCACUGCUUGUCGAUGGAAAUUUGGGAAAGUACGACGUGUCUCUCGAUCUCAAGACAUUGGAAGGCAAAAAGGCGCUGGAUAAAUUGCUGGAGGAUGCAGAUGUUUUGCUAGACGGGUACAGGCCUGGUGCUCUGGCGCGAUUGGGAUAUUCGGAGGUGUAUAUCCACGAAAUCGCGAAGCGUCGCGGCAAAGGUAUUGUCUAUGUCCGCGAGAACUGCUAUGGAUGGAAGGGUCCCUUCAAAGACAGAUCUGGUUGGCAGCAGAUCAGUGAUUGUAUCACGGGAGUCAGUUGGUUGCAGGGACGAUUUUUGGGCUUGAACGAGCCUGUUGUCCCGCUCCUACCAAACUCUGACUAUCAGGUUGGCAUCAUCGGUCUCAUCGGAAUCUUACAUGCUCUAUAUAACCGCACCAAUUCCGGAGAGUCGUCGACUGUUUCCGUUUCAUUGAACCAGUUCAACCUUUUCUAUAUCGGACUUGGAGUUCAAGACGACGAGACUCAAAAGUCACUGCGCGAGAUGCACGACGCCUCAUUGUCUCUUCGGCAUUUUGACGACAUGCCUAGUCUGGUUCAGAAGACAAUUAUGUCUUUGAUGAAGACUACCCCAAAGCUGUUCAGUCCCAAGCAUUUUGCUCAAAUCGAUGCUCAUUUAGGAGGACCUGAGGGUGAAAAAAUGACAUUUCUGGGACCAGUCGCCAAGUUUGAGAAGACUCAGCUGAAGUACGAUGUCGGUAGUUGCUUUUUGAACGCGUACGAAGCAAAGUGGCCCGAGAUCGAGUAGGUCGCAGUGUUUGAGUGAAACGACAAAAUAUCUGUGCUUGUGUGGGAUUUUGUGUUAGUUGAAAUACAUAUUUCUAUCUAU
Myxozyma melibiosi is the source of this 1949-nucleotide messenger RNA. RefSeq names its product CAIB/BAIF family enzyme. NCBI's taxonomy places the organism in Eukaryota, Fungi, Ascomycota, Lipomycetes, Lipomycetales, Lipomycetaceae. The record is from RefSeq and is a predicted model, not a curated record. Bases 216 to 1868 code for a protein of 550 amino acids. The transcript has 2 exons. Gene Ontology annotation, molecular function: catalytic activity.